Messenger RNA from Drosophila willistoni, 2673 nucleotides. RefSeq names its product ionotropic receptor 21a (gene Ir21a). Gene Ontology annotation, cellular component: membrane. Bases 1 to 2673 code for a protein of 890 amino acids. Gene Ontology annotation, molecular function: ligand-gated monoatomic ion channel activity. The record is from RefSeq and is a predicted model, not a curated record. NCBI's taxonomy places the organism in Eukaryota, Metazoa, Arthropoda, Insecta, Diptera, Drosophilidae. The transcript is spliced from 8 exons.
AUGGGAUCUGUAAUCAAGAGUAGCAGAAGGUGGGCUUUAACCCCAUUUUCAUGGUUUUGCAUAAUUAAUCCAAUUUCUCAUAACAUUUUUGGGCAACAACCAUUGGAUAGAAAAUGUGUGAGCCGCCGUCUCAUUGACCGUUAUGGCUUAAACGAGCAGCUAUAUGGCAGGAAGAAUUGCCUGAGUGAAAGUAGACGCCAUAAGCGACGCAUUGAUGCCACUUUUUAUGGCAAUCCAAAGCCACGAUCGCAACUUCUGGCCGAUCAAUUUCAUGUGAAUAAUUUGAAUUACGAUCAGACCAAUUCUUUGGUUGCUUUGGUUAAUCAAAUAGCCGCUGAUUACUUGGCCAAGUGUCCGCCUGUUAUUUAUUAUGAUAGUUUUGUUGAAAAAUCGGAUGGUCUAAUAUUGGAGAAUCUUUUUAAGACCCUUCCCAUUACGUUUUAUCAUGGCGAGAUUAAUUCUCGCUAUGAGGCUAAGAAUACACAUUUCACCCGGCAUAUUGAUAGCAAUUGCAAGAGUUAUAUAUUGUUUCUAUCGGAUCCAUUGAUGACGCGAAAGAUUUUGGGACCACAGACCGAGAGUCGUGUUGUCUUGGUAUCGCGUUCGACCCAAUGGAAAUUGAGAGAUUUUCUUAUCUCGGAGUUGUCAUCGAAUAUUGUCAAUCUCUUGGUCAUUGGAGAGUCUCUGAUGACUGAUACUGUGAGGGAACGCCCUUAUGUUCUAUACACGCAUAAACUUUACGCUGAUGGCCUGGGCUCGAAUGUUCCGGUUGUUCUCACCAGCUGGAUGAAGGGUGGUCUAUCGAGACCACAUAUCAACUUGUUUCCACCAAAAUUUCAGGCCGGUUUCGCUGGACAUCGAUUUCAGGUGUCGGCAUCAAAUCAACCGCCCUUUAUCUUUCGCAUACACAGCAUCGAUUCGUCGGGCAUGAGUCAAUUGCGUUGGGAUGGCAUCGAGUAUCGCUUACUCAGUUUGAUUGGCAAACGAUUGAACUUCUCACUGGAUAUCACCGAGACGGCAAAGGAAAUGCACACACACGGCGUUGUUAACAAUAUACAAAGACAAAUUGAACUGAAGGCCGUGGAUAUUGGUAUGUCGGGCAUAUUCAUUACGGAGGAACGUUUACGGGAAACAGAGAUGUCGGUGGGACAUUCAAAAGAUUGCGCUGCCUUCAUAACGCUGGCAUCGAAGGCAUUACCCAAAUAUCGUGCCAUUAUGGGUCCAUUUCAAUGGACCGUGUGGGUAGCCCUAAUCUGUGUCUAUUUGGGUGGCAUAUUCCCCAUAGUCUUUACAGAUCGUUUAACUCUUAGCCAUCUGAUGGGCAAUUGGGGUGAAAUGGAGAAUAUGUUUUGGUAUGUCUUUGGCAUGUUCACAAAUGCCUUCACCUUUACGGGUAAAUACUCAUGGAGUAAUACAAAGAAAGUGUCGACACGUCUACUGAUCGGUGCUUAUUGGUUAUUUACCAUAAUUAUAACAUCAUGUUAUACUGGUUCGAUAAUUGCUUUUGUCACACUGCCAGCAUUUCCCGAUACAGUGGACUCGGUGCUUGAUCUACUUGGCUUAUUCUAUCGUGUGGGUACAUUAGAUAAUGGUGGCUGGGAGAAUUGGUUUCAAAACUCCACCCAUGUACCCACUGUAAAAUUGUAUAAGAAAAUGGAAUUUGUUAGCUCUAUCGAUGAGGGCAUUGGUAAUGUUACGCAAAGUUUCUUUUGGAACUACGCCUUUCUCGGCUCCAAGGCACAAUUGGAGUAUUUGGUUCAAUCGAAUUUCUCCGAUGAAAACAUUUCACGUCGUUCGGCCUUGCAUUUGAGUGAAGAAUGUUUUGCUCUCUUUCAAAUUGGUUUUCUUUAUCCACGUGAAUCCGUAUAUAAACGUAAAAUCGACUCAAUGAUUCUCCUGGCCCAACAGAGUGGCCUAAUGGCAAAAAUCGGCAAUGAGGUUAGCUGGGCCAUGCAGCGUUCGUCUUCGGGUCGCCUCCUCCAGGCCAGUUCGUCCAGUUCACUACGCGAAAUUAUACAAGAGGAACGUCAAUUGACCACAGCCGAUACCGAGGGCAUGUUUCUAUUGAUGGCAUUGGGCUAUUUCCUCGGCGGUGUCGCCUUGGUAUCCGAAAUCGUUGGUGGCAUCACGAAUAAGUGUCGUCAAAUUAUCAAACGUUCACGUAAAUCAGCCGCAAGUAGCUUAUCCUCGCGGCAUAGUUCAUCGAAAGACUUGGAACGCACCUCGGCCGAGCAAUUGGCCCACGAUGAAAGAAAGCUGGCACGUCGCGAGGCCGCCGAUGAGGGCCAACGCAUGGGUUUCGGCAUGAGAGAAUUCAAUUUGACACGAACAACAUUGCGAGAGUUGUAUGGAAAUGUAAAUAGAUCGGAUCAAAGCUCAAAUCAGCCAUUGGAAAAUCUAAAGAAUCAUCAUGGCACCCACAAACACACAAGUCCAUUGAAUUCGGAUGUCCAUGAAGCACUCGAUGGUCUUGAUGAAUUUAUAGCUCAGAUCGAAAUGACAGAUGAUAAACAAUCUGCAGACCAAGAACAUAGCAAUUGUGACCAUUUUGGACCAUCGUUGGACCACGACGAGGAAGUAGAAAAAGAAGCUGAUGAUCUACCCGAUCCUUUUGGGGAUCUAAGCAAUUUCCGUUUGUAUAAUAUUCAGGAAAGCAAUUCAUCGCAGGAAUAA